UACGUAGGCGCCACGACACCCAAAACAAUCGUCCAAACCGCCAUGGGAUCUAUUGGUUUUGACAGUUUAGGGACCCGUUGUAUUAGUUUUCUAGUUGAAUGAUGAAUCGAAUCCGUUCACAAGUUAAAGUUUUCUGGUUGAAGGAUGAAAAUCGAAUCCCUUCACAAGUUAAGACACCUCAAUGAACUUUCCACCUAAUAAUAAUAAUUUGUUUGAUCGUAGCUAACCUCGUUUACCCACUCGUUUUCGAGAAGGGAGGCGAAUCUGAUUCCAAUCGAGGGAAGAUGAUGAUGCCGGACAAGAAGAGGAAGAAAAUUGCGGCAGCGGCGCCGGCGCCAGCACCGGCACCGGUAGCUCGGCUUGUCCGCGUUCGCUCGGGGAACAAGAAGAGGAAGGGGAAGGGGAAGGAGGCCCCAGCCGAGGGUUCUGCCGCAAAGGAGCCAGCGGUGUACAUGGUGUUGGCGCACGGAGUGGAGGAGGAGCCCACCCACUCGGUAAUCGAGGUCGCCGCCGGCGCCACCGUCCGCCUUUUGCUCCACUCCACCAGCGGCCGCGGCAUGUCGUUCGCGGCGGUGGGGACGCGGAUCGUGGGCAUCGGGCUGGAUCAGACCACCGUGUACGACCCCAAGACCUCCACGGUGCGCGCCGGCUGCCGGCUCGUGUUCCCUAAGGUGAACCCCGUCCUCGUCUCGCACGGCGGCAAGCUCUACGCCGUCUCCUGCUGCCCCUCCGUCGUGAACGGGCGGGACUUCGAGCCAUGGUUCCUCGUCCUCGACAGCCUCGGCUACUUCGGAUGGCGCGAGCUGCCGCCGCCGCCCAUCUUCCCGUGCCGUCUCAACCCGCUGGAGUACCGCGAUCCGCCGGCGGUGCGCGUCGCGGCCUACGCCAUCGUCGGCUCCCACAUCCUGCUCUCGGUGUCGGUGCAGCAGCAGGGCCAGGACAAGGGCACCUGCGCCUUCGACAUGGACGCCGAGCAGUGGGAGAUGGUGCUCGACACGAACCUGCCUUUCACCGGUCAGGCCGUGCCUCUUGGCGACCACCGCUUCGUUUCCUGCUCCAUGGCAAAGGGCGGCGCGGCUUCAGUGUACUACAUGGAGGUCAUGGUCUUCCCUCCAGGAAUUGCAGGUUCAGGCACAGGCAAGAAGGAGCUGUCCAUCGUUGAGUUGCAGGUGGAAUCCAAGCGCAUUGUUCCGGGGCACCUUCUCUGCACCAUGGGGAAGGGCAGCUUCUCCUCCUUCGACUUUCGAUCCACUGCUUCCCCGGCCAAGCAGGACAUAGUAGCACGUAUUGUUCAUCGCACUUACUCUCAGGCGGAGGCGGAGGUGGAGGCGGAUGAUUCUGCUGACACCGAUUUGGUCAUCACGGUGAAGCGGGAGGAUCGGCAGAUUUACAAGCUACGUGAUCCACACACAUGUUUGGCCCAUCCUUCUUGGCCGGUUGCUGCUUUAACCAUGAAGAUGAGGUGGAGAAGCGUCCAGUUACAGGAAUUCUAACCAUCGAAAGUGGGCUGACUUCGAUCUCGAAGAUUGUUAUGGAGAUGAAAUACCUGUAUGAGAAACAUAAGCAGUGGGAUUGGAAGGUUAAACAGGUGGAGCAGAAGAAAUAUUUGGUGGAAUUUCCAUCCAAAGAUGCUAGGAGGG
Molecule: messenger RNA, 1640 nt
Organism: Oryza sativa Japonica Group (Japanese rice)
Lineage: Eukaryota; Viridiplantae; Streptophyta; Magnoliopsida; Poales; Poaceae
Molecular function (GO): protein binding
Source: RefSeq, a predicted model, not a curated record